Messenger RNA from Cordyceps fumosorosea ARSEF 2679, 2874 nucleotides. RefSeq names its product MutS2 protein. Gene Ontology annotation, cellular component: nucleus. Bases 1 to 2874 code for a protein of 957 amino acids. Gene Ontology annotation, biological process: mismatch repair. Lineage: Eukaryota; Fungi; Ascomycota; Sordariomycetes; Hypocreales; Cordycipitaceae. Gene Ontology annotation, molecular function: mismatched DNA binding; ATP binding; ATP-dependent DNA damage sensor activity. The record is from RefSeq and is a predicted model, not a curated record. The transcript is spliced from 2 exons.
AUGUUUCGCAGACGCGCUUGCCAUGCUCUUCAGGAUCUGGCAAGCCAUCGCCCACGCAUUCUGACGCUGAAAUGUCCAGCCUGCCUUCAACCCCCCUCCUGCUGGUCACCCGCCGCCCCGUUCGUCGCCCAUGUUAGGGGCAAGAAAACCAAGACCACCGUCCAGCUGUCUGACCUGCCUCAAGGCUCCGUCCAGGUAGACCCCCUCCCUGCGGACCAAGAAAAGAAUGUCGCGGCAUAUCCUACCGUCGUGCAGCAGGCACGCCGCAACAUGAAUAAGUUUGACAAUUGCGUCCUCUUAACUCGUGUUGGUGGCUUCUACGAGCUGUACUUUGAGCAUGCAGACGAGUACGCGCCUCUGCUCAACUUGAAGCUGGCUUCCAAGAAAACGAGCGCCGGCCCGGUUUCCAUGGCUGGCUUCCCAUUCUUCCAGCUGGACCGCUAUCUCAGUAUCUUGGUCCAAGACCUCAACAGAUAUGUUGCCCUGGCUGAGGAGUUCCCCAACGAUGCACAAGAAAAGAUCAAUUCCGGAGGUCUCAUGCAUGAUAGAAGGGUUGCUCGCAUCAUUACCCCCGGCACUCUUAUUGACGAAAAUUUCAUCGACCCCUAUGCCAACAACUAUGUCAUGGCCAUCCAUGUGCCCCCCCAGCCAGCACCCACGUCUGAUGAUCCUGUCUCCCUUGGCCUGGCCUGGUUGGAUCUCUCCACUGGACAAUUCUUUACACAGCAGGCUGACCUCUCAUCCCUCGCUUCAAUCUUAUCUCGCAUCGCCCCUAGGGAGGUUGUUCUCAACCAAGAUUUUGAGUUGCACAAGGACCACGGCAUCUUCUCCAUACUCGCCGAGGACAGACAUCUCGUUACAUACACCCCACCGGGCAGCUUGUCCCAUGUCUCAGACUGGGAUAGCAUGCUUGAAUCCGAAAUCCCCCAGAAAACUCGCGAGAGCUUCUCUACAGAUGAGAUUGGCGCCGGCCAUUUAGUUCUCGGCUAUGUCAAAGACCGCUUACAAGGCAUGAGUAUGAAGCUUCAGCCGCCUCUACGCUACGAAAACGUGCAAGUCAUGGUCAUAGAUAAGAAUAGUUUGCGGGCUUUGGAAGUCAAGCACACCAUUCGCGACGGUUUCUUUCGCGGGAGUCUGCUACACGCCAUCCGCCGCACUGUUACCAAGAGCGGCUCACGCUUGCUCAACGAAUGGCUCAGCGCACCCUCGACUUCCACCGACGACAUCACUGCCCGACAAGACUUGGUUGCCCGCUUUCUAGCCUCACCCGACCUCUGCGACCUCGUCGUCACAUUACUCCGACGUAGCCAUGACACGCAACGGCUCGCCCAAAAGUUUGCGCUUGGCAGAGGCGACGCCGACGAUCUCGUUGAUCUGGCCAACACAAUCCAAGCAACUUCCCAGAUUGUCAGCCUUCUUAACAAAGCCGUCGCCGAGCCUUCAUCAGAGUCCCUAGAAUGCCUUACGAAACGGAUAGAUAUCCAGGAGCCUCUGACGCUUGCUCGCCGCAUCACCGAGGCCAUUGAUGAGGAUGGUGUCGUUUUGCAGCACCAAGUCGCAGAAUCCGAAGCCAGCCAGAUGAUGGCCCUGGCCGAAGGCAUCGUUGCCGCAGAAGGAUCCGCUGAGGAUGCCCAGUCGUUGCCCAAAAGCAAGAAGAAGCGGCCCACAACCAUCAAGGAAUAUUACGCCGAGGAUAACGAUGCCUGGAUUAUGAAACCACAAGCCAGCCCCGCACUCAGCAAACUCCAUGCCCAACUGAAUUCGCUGUUGGAAGAGCGUGAGUCUCUUGGGGAGACCCUUCGCGAGCGCCUGGGCGCACCCAGUCUGACUCUGAAGUGGACGCCGAGUCUCGGCCAUAUUGCGCAUAUAAAGGGCAAGGACGCCAAAAACCUGGCCGACGUUCGCACCCUGUCCUCCAGUCGGUCUACCCGCUCUUUUCACCUCGCCGAAUGGACCACUCUCGGCCAGCGUCUGGACCAGGCGCGGUUUCACAUUCGCCGCGAGGAACAGCGCGUCUUCCAGUCGCUCAGAGAACACGUCGUCGUGAACAUUGUCAAGCUGCGCCGCAACGCUGCUGUCCUCGACGAGCUUGACAUUGCCACGUCCUUUGCACGACUAGCGACUGAGCAGGGGCUAUCACGGCCCAUCCUCAACAACUCCUCAGCACACACCAUCAUUGGCGGCAGGCAUCCUACCGUCGAGGGCGGGCUCGUCGACCAGGGACGCAGUUUCGUCGCAAACGACUGCAUGGUGGGCAAUCCUGCCGCUGGCUCUCUCUGGCUGAUCACUGGACCAAAUAUGGCCGGUAAAAGUACGUUUCUGCGCCAGAACGCCCUGAUCACCAUCAUGGCACAAAUCGGAUGCUAUGUGCCGGCAUCCUACGCUGAGCUCGGCAUCGUCGACGCCAUCUUCAGUCGUGUCGGCUCGGCCGAUAACUUGUACCGCGACCAAAGCACAUUCAUGGUCGAGAUGCUCGAGACAGCGCACAUCCUGAAGCAUGCCACGCCCAAGUCGUUCGUGAUCAUGGACGAGAUCGGACGAGGCACGACGCCGGAAGACGGCGCGGCCGUGUCAUACGCCUGCUUACACCAUCUGGUUACCAUUAACCAGUGCCGCACGCUAUUCGCCACGCAUUUCCACGCCGUUGCGGAUCUCGCCGAGGCGGAUGGACUAUGCGACCCGAACCACAGCCCAGUGCAGCUGUAUUGUACGGACAUAGAUGAGGAUGCGGACGGCGGAUUCGUCUACGUUCACCGGCUGCGAAAAGGCAUCAACCGAAAGAGCCAUGCGCUCAAAGCGGCAAGACGAGCUGGGUUGCCGGAGCCGGCGCUACAAAUGGCACAGAGGGUAUUGAAGGGGAUGGAUGCGCAUUGA